CACGGUGCGGUUUGAAGAUGGACUGCGGACAGAGGGGAAAGGUGCAGCGAAAGGAAGUCCCCGGCUAGCGGGGCACGCCACUCGGUGUCUGCAGUUUGAAAUUAGCUGUCAUGGACCAUGGGCGAUAAGGAUCUGGAAAAAUUUCGGCAGCAGUGGCAGGACGAAAUCGCGGGCCGCGGCUGCACCGACAGGGGAAAGAGCACGGGCGUAAUUUGGGAGGAAAGAAGCAGUAAGAGGCGGCGCUGUAGGGACCCCGGGCCCGGUUACCACGGGGACAAGGAGAACCCGCAGCCUGGGCCGGAGCAGCCAGCGAGCCAGAGUCCCCCGCCCCCCAGUUACUUCUACCUAGCGGAGAGUUUGUUGGAGGGGCGAACCAGCCCUCUCAGGGACCGCAUCCAGAGGGAAGGACGCCAUGGAAGGGGGCUUCUGGCUGGUGACGGCAGAGGGUCGGGCAGGCCGGCAGAACACCGUGGCAGCCCCGCAGGCCGAAUCACACAAGCCUCGGCAGGCAUCGACAGCAGGAAGGAGAGCCUGCUAGAUCAGUUGAUCAGUGACUUAAAUGAAAUAAAUGAAAUUCCCUUUUUUGAUAUUGAUCUGCCAUAUGAGCUGGCACUGAGAAUUUUUGAAUAUCUUGGCAGAACUGAACUUGGAAGAUGUGCUCAGGUGAGUAAAACAUGGAAGGUUAUUGCUGAGGAUGAGGUACUUUGGUAUAAACACUGCUUGAAGGAAGGUUACCAGACCAAGGCGGAUAUUGGCGACUUCACAGGCUGGAAGUCCGUUUUGCGAGAUUCGCUGCAGAAGAAAAAGACAUUACGUACCAACUGGAAGAAUCGUAUUGGAGCUGCAAGCCAGUUACAGUAUGAUGUCGGAGGAAUAUUAUGUGAUGCACAUUCAUGCAAUGGAUUGGUAGUUUCUGGAUACACAUCAGGAGACGUGAGAAUGUGGGAUGUAAGCACCUGGGACAGCAGUGCCUUGUAUCUGGGAACGUCACGCAGCUCUGCAGAACUUGGACCACAGCCACACGUCUCCUUUGUGAGGAUAAAUAGCACCAUAGCAGUGGCGGCUUACAAGGCUGGUGCUGUUGAUGUAUGGAGCACGGUUCUUGCACGAGAGCCAAUACAUCAUUAUCAGCAUAGCCAGGACAUACAGGCUAUGGCUGUAGCAACAGAUAGUGCUGUAAUAGCAACUUCUUCGAGUUAUCAAGUAAGAUUAGAAUCCACUGAUGAGAAAGGAUACUGGCAAAAUGCAUGCCAAUUUGAACUUCAGAAACUGGUUAGUUAUCUACAGCUUGUUCCGGAUGCUCUGAGUACAGAUGGAAAUGAAACAUUACUAGCAGCAGCUGAAGAUACAGUUUAUUUACUCAGACCUGAUACAGAGCCAAAGGUGCUUCAUUCCAUCUAUGGAAAUACUGUGACCUGCUUGGAUGUAUCCACUAAUUGGGUUGCCUGUGGUGUCAGAAACUUUGGUUGGAUAAUGAGUGAAGGCAAUAAGGUACACGUUUAUUGCCUACAAACAGCGCAGCCUUUGGCAACACUGGGUAACGCUGCAGGAGAUUACACCUGCGUGAACUUAAGAGAUAGUCCUCCUUAUCUGGCUAUAACUGGAAACAAGGACAGGAAGGUGAGAGUGUAUGACCUAAGGACAAACACAGCCGUAAUAUCUCUCUAUGGCCAUCAACUUGGUGUGUCCUGCGUGCAGAUGGAUGACUGGAAGAUUGUCAGUGGUGGUGAAGAAGGGUUGGUUUGUGUAUGGGAACAGCGAAUGGGAACAAAACUCUGGGAAAUACAUUCUAGACAUCCUGUGCGGCACCUACGUUUUAAUGCACAUACACUGAUCACAGCAAAUAUACCCAAUGAGAAAUGCCCCAGAGGAGCUAGCAUUAUGGACGAUGACUUAACUGCUCAUCGGAGACACCGAGGAAUUAUUUACGUCUAUGACUUUUCAGUCAAUAAAUCAGCUCCAGUGAUACCCAUCUGUCGUUCAUCGUAUGAUGAAGAUGUUGGCUACAACUACAAUAUCGCACUUUCAAUGCCCUAUGACCAAAUAAAAUGAAUGUGUGUCACCUUAUGUGUAUAUUGGUCCCAUUAGAAUCGUACAGUAAUUCUGAAGUAAACUUGCAUUUCAUUAUGCAAGGAAAUGUCGAUUAACCAGAAGACAAAGGACAUUGGCGAGCCAAGUGAACUGAGAAAAACUCUGGCCUUGAAAUUCACAAAGGGCAUUUUCUGAUUUCCUGUCAAACUGCAAGUGACCAUUUUUAACCAUGUUUUUUGGAGUUUCUUGCUGCCUGUCUCAAAUGGACCCCUUGGUCAAUGGUAGAGGUCUUUGGCAUAAAAAAGAUUGGGAACCUCUGCUCAAAACAUUUUGUGAAAGACCUCAUCUUUACUUUCCAGUGUUAUUAUUUUAUUUGCUGUUCCCUUUUGUCAUUUGUUUCACAUGGUAAUUUGGAUAUUAGAAAAACGUUGAGGAGGAGAAGGGGCAGUUUCACAAACUUAAUUUGCAUAAAUCACAGGUUGGUGUAUUUGUAGAUUAAGAAGUGCAAAUAAUGUAAGGAAAUCUGAAGCUCUAACUGUUUUCAAGAAACAGCAAUAUGUUCUACAUUUGAUUUUUAAUAAAUUUCCAACAAUAUGAUUGACUCUUUUCUUAUAUUAGGUCUCCUAGAAAUUAAAUCCUGUCAGCAGUAACUUUAAGGUACCAACCUAACAUACUUUCAGUUUCCAGAUUUUGCAAUUUGAACAUUUAUUAGUCUGAUCAAAAGUGCUAAGAGGCAAGCUGCAUUCUGCCCUAACUUUACCAAGAAGGAUCCUUGGACGGUAAUAGUGUCUUGGUACUGUGGCUGAUUAUCUUUUUAUUCACUAGCAGGAUCAAGCUGUUAUUGACAAGGCCAGCAAUGCUGUAUAUUCAAAGAUACAAAGUACAUUUAUUAUCAAAGUGUGAAUACAGUAUACAACCCUGAGAUUUGUCUUCCUCACAGACAGCCAUGAAACAAAGAAAAGCAUCAAUCCCCCUUGUGCAAAAAAAACACAUAAACAUCAACAAAAAAAUGAGCAAAAAACAGAAUAUAAAACACAAAAUUGAAAGAUUCCAGGCAUAAUUGAGUCCAGCUCAGUGUUCAUUAUCUACAGGCCACCCCAAUUCAAAUUUGCCCAAAAUAUCAACAGGAAAAAGAGCAGCCAGAAGCACAUCAUAAUGUGCACUCCAGUCCAAUCCACAAACUGCAGACCCAGAACUUCCCAAUUACCAUUACUGCCUCCUACAACCAUUCCGUAGAUAAGAUGAAGGUAGGUAUUCCCAGGUGAUGGUGUUGUUAGUAGUAAGUUCAUAGCUUUGGACCAGAUAUUUCUGAAGGAACAGCAAUAUUUCCCUUCCAGAAUGCACUGUUACAUGGCUGAAGACUGAGGUGGUAUUCUAAUACAUCACGGUCCUCACCCUCCUUGGUGGAAGAGGUUGCAGAAUUAGGACUGAUGUCAGAGAAACUAUGCUGGAUAUUUGCUGUACAAGGGUAUACACACUGCAGCCUCUAUAUGCUGGGUGGUGGAAGGAGUAAAUAAAGUGGCAGUCAGUUGAACUGUUCUGUAUACACCUGCACAGUGGCAUAGUGGUUCGUGCAGUCACUUUACAGCACCAGUGAUCACCAAUCAGGGUUAGAUUCCCAAUUCAGUCUGUAAGGAAUUUGUACAUUCUCGUAGUGACUGCAUGGGUUUAGUCCGUAUGCUCCUGUUUACUCCCACAUUCAAAGACGUAUAGUUAAGAUUAGGAUUAGUGUUGGCGCUGGAAGUAUAGUUUCCGGCGGGCUGCCACACUACAUUUUCAGACUGGGUUGGUCACUGAUGCAAAAUAUCGCAUUUCACUGUACUGUAUGUUUUAACGAACAUGUGACAAAUAAAGCCAAUCUUUAAUCUCUUCUUUAAGGCUCAAACAUCGAGUGAUGUUAGAGUUGCAAGAAUACAGGGGACUGGAAAUCAUCCCAUCACAUUCCUGACAUGAGCCUUUAGAUCGGGGUUCCCAACCUUUUUUAUGACUUGGACCACUACCACGAACGGAGGUGUCAAUGGCCACCAACCUGCUCUGUAACAUAACAUCAACUGCACCUCUUCCUAGAGAUGCUGCCUGGCCUGCUGCGUUCACCAGCAACUUUUAUGUGUGUUGCUGUAACAUACCUUAUUUACAUGGAGAGUCACUGGUCACCCCUACCCAUCCUAUGGAAUUAAUGAUGAGGGUCGAUGGCGGUAAAGGUUUGGAGUGUAAAAAGAAGCGGGAUUAGCAUUGCCCGGCACCUGUGUGGUGCAGAUGUAAUCUGCCAACAAAUGUUAUUCAGGCCUAUUUUAUUGUCUGACCUUACAAUGGAGGGAAGGAUGAAGUAGCUCAGUUUAGGCUACAGCAAUUAGGAAGUUCUACGCCAGUGUUCUGAAAGAUGAAAUGACAGACAUCCAGCAACUGCAUGUAUCUUCCUUUGAGUUCAAUAUGGCUCCAGUCAGAGGGAAGUUAUUCUCUUAAUUUCAAAAUUCAAAGUAAGUUUAUUAUCAAAGUACAUAUAUGUUACCAUAUACAACCCUGAGAUUCAUUUUCUUACGGGCAUACUCAAUAAGUCCUUAAUAAAAUAAUAACCAUAAUAGAAUCAAUGAAAGACCACACCAACUUUGGCAUUCAAAUAGUGUGCAAAGGAAAACAAACAAAUAAGUAAUAAAUAUCGAGAACAUGAGAUGAAGAGUCCUUGAAAGUGAGUCCAUAGGUUGUGGGAACAUUACAAUGAAGUUGAGUGAAGUUACCCCUUUGGUUCAAGAGCCUGAUGGUUGAGGGGUAACAACUGUUCCUGAACCUGGUGGUGUGAGACCUGAGCCUCCUGUACCUUCUUCCUGAUGGCUCCAUUCAGCCUGAAUUUCCUUGCUGCUAUGCAUGGUCCUGUGUUGCAUUGUUGUUGAGUGUGUUUUUUUUUCCCGACAGCCUGCUCUUAUGUACACAUUUACAUGCAGUGGUCCUGGCAGAGAACCACAGACACAUUAUCCAUGAGUAAGUGCCCAUUGUAACCAAAUCUGAAGAUGUUUCCAUGGAAACAAUAUACCCAGGCAAUUUUCUUUCUUUCUUUUUAAAUCUUUUUAUUAAAUAAGUAUACAAAAAGGUAAGCCAUAUAGACACUAAUACACUGUUAGAAUAUAAUAAAAUUACAGAAGAUAUUAAUACAAAAAAGAUACUACAAACAAUGUAAUUUAAACAUAACAUACCAAGGUAACAUAAUAGUAUACUAAUUUUAUAUAUAUAUCAAUAGAGAAAAGGAAACCCCCCCCAAAAAAAAACCCACCGUGCAACUAACUAAAAGCAAAGCAAAGCAAUGGGCUAACUUGAAACCAAACAGAGUUAAACUUAAAAUCACGUCCUCAAUCCCGACCUCCAUUAAAAACAGUAAAAAAAAACAAGGGUAUAUAUUACAUUAAAUGAAAAUAUUGAAUAAAAGAUCUCCAAGUCUGUUCAAAUUUAAAUGAGGAGUCAUAAAGAUUGCUUCUAAUUUUCUCCAGAUUCAAGCAUAAUAUCGUCUGAGAAAACCAAAAAAAGGUAGUUGGAGCAUAAUUUUCAGCAUUGUCAGAUUAAUACCAGUAGUUUAACUGCGCCAUUGCUGCCAAGACUUCUAAGACCUUAAUACCCACAAGAUCACAAGAUAACACAAGAUUUGGGCAUAUUAAAGUUAAUUUAAUUAAUCCUAAAUUAAGUUAAUGAGCCCCACCUUGUGAUCAGAGCUAGGAUCUGUAUAACCGUAAUGCCUGCGGGCUAUGUAAUAUUUUACUGUGUAAUGAACCUUUGAAAUAGUUCCAUAAUUAGGUUCUUGUGGCUUUUUGGAUCUUUUCGUGGCCUUCAGUGUCAAACUUCCUGACAGUCAGUUGAGAAAAUGUGGGCCAUUUUUUAAAAAAUGGAUCCCUCAAUGUAAUUCAAAGAUUCAAAGUACAUUUACUGUCAGAGAAUAUAUAAAUUAUACAACGUUGAGAUUUUUCUGCUAACAGGCAGCCUCUUCUGGUUUAAGAUGGCACUACCAAAGGGGUGUGUGACAGCUUACUGGUGGUUUGGAGGUAAAGAAACUUGAUUGAAAACAUUACUAAUAUAAUUCUGAAUGGAAGUUUCUGUGAAUUUACUAUUGAGAGGCACUUAAAUCAAGCUUAGGAAUUGGAUAUCAUAUAAUUCCCUUGUAUCCCCUUUGCUCUGCAAGGUGCCAGCUUUGAGUAUUUUAUUUGGAUAAAAUACAAAUCAUAAAUUAGACUAGUUUAUCCAUUGGGUCCUAAUAUGCCAAAUAAAUUAUGGAACAUUUUUAGUUUUAUUCAUUUCCAGAUUUGUAUGUUGAAAACUUUCCUAUCCCUUUUGUUUACUUCCCCGCUUUAUGUCUCUACAACUUAAAAUGUAUUUCAAUCACAUUUUUCUCAGUUCCAAUGGCAGGUCAUUGACCCAAAAUAUUAACUCUUGCAAUUUUCUCUUCAACCUCUGCCUGAUCUCACUUUAGUUUGUAUUUUGGUACUGUAGCCCAUUUCUGAUAUGUUCUGUAGAUAUGAAGAAGCAAAUCACUCAGCAAGGAAUACCCAGAUACUAACCUCCCAUAUCUAUUUAGUGGGUUCAGUUGAGUUCCUCGUUAAUGAUAUACAUUUGAGUAUUUAAUUCACUAAUGAAUGUCAAGUAUAAGCAGUGCGAUAGUCUUGUUGGAGAUGGCCUUGUGGUGUGUGUAUGUGUGUGAGAGAGAGAUAAACUAUAACAAGUAACAAAUUCGCUACAAAUAGAAUAAUGUAAAUAAUAUUGAAAAUGUGAGGAUCUAAGGCUGGAAUUGCAGAUUAUCUGAAAUAAUUCAGCUCAGUAUUCAGUGUAGAAGAUGUGACAAGAAUACACAUAGGUUAAGAUGUAGCUUUUCCUGGGCUGGCACCAGUGGAAUCAGCAGUUGGUCUGCCACCUGUCUUCAGGAGAGAGAGAGAGAGAUAAGGAAAACAAUGGAGCAGCAUUUGGAGAUGUUAAUGAAGGAAGGAGAGCUGUCAAGAGCGGCUCACCCUUUGAACCCCGAACUGUUUGAAGUGAUGGACAGGCGAUACCCCAGCAGGGGGAUAAAAAGGGACAGGUUCGCUAAGGCAGGACACACGACACCUGAGGUAACAAGACCCUGGAAGCGGUGCGUCUCUCACAAGUCGGUGGGAAGUACUGGGCCAUAAACGCACAGAGUGGAAAGGCACGAUCGGCGGGAACCUGGUGUGUGUCCACCCUUGCUUGGGUGCCAGGUUCAGCGCAGGGAAACGAUCGUAUCUGGAAACGGAGGGGUCACGGUCAGUGACCUCAGAUGACAUCACAAAGGACUCGCCCGAAAGCUGACUGCGAAGGUCUGUGAGGAAGCUGUGUUGAAUAUUCAUUCGUUUUGCUCUCUCUCUCCCCCACCCCCCCCCCACUGUCCAUCGCCACGGCAGCGAUUACUGCGAACUGAACUGAACUUUGCGUCACUUUGAAACUGGACAUUUACCCCUAGACAACGAUAGAGCUUGAUUAAUCCUGUUAUCUUAAUUCUGUGUACAUGUGUUUAUCAUUGCUGAACUGUUGCAUUUAUUAUCCUUUUUGA
Mobula hypostoma (lesser devil ray) is the source of this 7570-nucleotide messenger RNA. RefSeq names its product F-box and WD repeat domain containing 8 (gene fbxw8). Lineage: Eukaryota; Metazoa; Chordata; Chondrichthyes; Myliobatiformes; Myliobatidae. The coding region runs from base 118 to 2052 and encodes 644 amino acids. The record is from RefSeq and is a predicted model, not a curated record. Gene Ontology annotation, molecular function: protein binding. The transcript is spliced from 11 exons.